This is a messenger RNA of Candidula unifasciata, 435 nucleotides long. NCBI's taxonomy places the organism in Eukaryota, Metazoa, Mollusca, Gastropoda, Stylommatophora, Geomitridae. The record is from the annotation of a GenBank genome assembly.
AUGGCGUCGUCUGGAGUGAAAGUUGACGAGGAGACAGUCAAUACUUACAAGGCGAUGAAGCUGCGGAAAGUCAAUUACAGAUAUGUGAUGAUGGGGAUUGAAGCCGACGGUUUCAUUAAAGUUGUGCUUGCCAAAGAGAGGAAUGUCAAUCAGUCCCAGGAGGAGGAGUUCAAUGAUUUUUUACAAUCUCUGCCUCAAGACAUUGGUCGGUACUGCAUUAUUGAUUUGACCAUUCCGCAGAAGAACGGAGCUCAGAAAGACAUCAUGUUUUUGAUUACAUGGUGCCCCAGUGGUGCCCCUACCAAGUCACAUAUCAUGUACACAACCUCCAAGAAAGCCUUGACAGACAAAAUCCGCGAGGGCAUGACCGAAAUCCAGGCCAACGACCUCUCAGAUCUGGUAUACAGUGAGUUUCUAGAGCGAGGCUGCAAAUAA